Vespula vulgaris is the source of this 8560-nucleotide messenger RNA. RefSeq lists its product as uncharacterized. Bases 161 to 6823 code for a protein of 2220 amino acids. NCBI's taxonomy places the organism in Eukaryota, Metazoa, Arthropoda, Insecta, Hymenoptera, Vespidae. The record is from RefSeq and is a predicted model, not a curated record. The transcript is spliced from 7 exons.
GGCCGCAUCUAUCAACCCUACUUCCCAACCGGUCGCUUACCUAUUCGCAGUCAAGACGAAUUAUGUAGUUUUUCUACUUGGUGUACAAUACAUUUGUUCCUGCCUUAUAUUUAAGAGGAAAGGGGUGAUUUUUCAGGAGCCCAAUGUGGGUGGAAGUGAGAUGGCAUCCAGAGAAAAACGACCCUUAGCGCCUUCAAAAUCAAAACAGAAGGCGAAUAAUGACUCUGGCUUGCCAUCUAAUGAGGUCAAAAGUAGAAAAGGCAAGUCUUUGACCAAUAUAAGACAACAACAGCUUGCACGUGAUAUUUUUGAAGCAGUAGCAACGGGCAGUCAACUUCCUGCAAAAUUAGAGGCAAGUUUGCCACGAAAAAAGGUUUUAAAGAACCUCAAACGUAAACAGAAAUUAAGAGUAACAAAAACUAAUUUCAUUAAGACAAAAGUUACCAAAAAAGUAGGAAGUAAAAAUUUAUGCAGGAUAAAUUCUGAUAUCAAGAAAGGUAUCAAAGCAAGGAAAGUUAAGUCAAUAGAGGAGAAAGUGGAAGAAGAGGAAGAAGAGGAGGAAGAAGAGGAAAAAUCUUCUGAUAUCAAUUUAAGAAUUUCAGAAAAUCAUAUCAACGAUCUAGAAAAUAGCAAAACUGCUGAAAUAACCAACAAAAGUGCCAAGAUUAAUCUCAGGACCAAGAAAACCAAGUCCUUUACAAGAAUUAGCGGCGAACAGGAUAACGAGGACAAUUCAGAAAAAGAUCAAGACGCUCUUGUUAAUUCGAAUACAAAAAGUAAUACAAAGUAUAGUAAGAGAACUAAACCAGGUGAUACUGUGGACUCUUCCCCUAGAAGUGCCAAACUUUUAAAAAAUACAGGACUGAAAAAGAGUACUAUAAAGGAGAAAGAAAAUUAUACGAAAAUCAUAGAGGGGGAUAAAUAUUUAAAAGGUAAAAGAGGCACUAAAGAUACUGAUUCUCUUAAUAGCAUUAAAAGUAAUUCCAGCGUGCAUAAUAAAUUAUCUAAAUCUGUUUUGGAUAACAAGAGCUCUAUUGAUCUUACUAUCGACGAAGUUAUAGCUUCAAUGUUGAGUGAUUCAGAAGUAGAUAAUCAGCAAGGUAUUGUAGAAAAAGUAGAAGGAAAGAUAACUAGGAGUAGGAAAAUGUUGGUGGAUGAAAAUAUUAUUCCUGAAAGUGAAAUAAAGAAGGAACCUGAUUGUGAUGACAUAAGAAUUAUGUCGGAAGGAGAAUGUGGAGACAUUGAACAAGGAAAUCAUACUCAAACUACAAUUCAAUUAAGAAAGAGGUCAAAUGUUCUGUUAAGCCAAAGGAGUUUACGAAAUGGAAAAUUGCGCCAACUUUCAGAUACAGUGGCUGCAAAUGAUGUAGAUGUUAAAAGACGGCGUAGAUUAAAUUCAGAUGAUCCUGCUGCAUCUGAAACUUCGACGGAACAGAUUUCUGAUGGGAAUGUAGAUAUAGAAUCCUGUUUUUCUGAAUCUAGCGGUAAUUACUCUCAAAUAACUUCGAUAAAUAAAGAGGAAUGUAUAAUAAAAGAUGAUGUCUCCAAGAAUUAUGCCGAAAGUGAAACUGGUAUAGAAAUAGAAAACAAUAAUAAUAGUGAGAGAGUAGAUAGAUUAAGUGAAAUAGGACCAACAUUACGUUCAAAGACAAAAGCCAGAAGUACGGAUAGUGAAACAAAAAUAGAUGAUAUCAAAGUUGAGGAUACACGUGUAGCAUCUAAAAAUGUAGAAGUACUGGAAGAAAUAAAGAAAACCAGUAGUUUAGACCAAGUUAGGAAAGACACAAUUUUGUCAAAGCUCACAGAUAGGUCUAAAGGUCGAAGGAAUAGUUUAAAUAUAGAUAUGAGAAAAACAGUAAAUUCAUUUUAUGGAACAGAGAAAUCUGAUGGCAAUCCGAAGUCACAAAUAGAUCAGAUGAUAGAGAAUAUAAAAUUAACAAUUGCAAAAUCAAUUGAAAGUAAAAUAUUUGGUCCAGAAAAGAAUCUUGGAUUGAGCAAAAAUUUUGAAAUUCCAAAGAUUGAGGAAAUCAUUGCACCAUUAAGUACUGAAUCUCAGAAAUUGGGUUUGGAAGAGAAUACUGAUGAAGAUAAACCCAAUGCAUCUAAGAAUGAGAGUAAAUCUGAGAGUUCUGAGAACUCGGUACCAAAAGUGGCUGAUACUGCCAAAGAGAUUGAGAAACUAGUCAUGGGUGACAUUGAAUUGGUUGAAACUCAAUCACAAAACACUCAAGAUAGGGAGACUCCUAAUAUUGAAGCAGUCAAUAAAACUCACAAUUCUCAUGAACCCUCACAUGCUACAGUUAGUAAAGAAAUAAAUAUGUGUAAAGAUGGUAAGGAAAGCACUGAAGCUGAUCAGGAUUCAAAUAUUACAUCUAAGAUAGGAGAACAAAUAGAAGAUAUUGAAAAUCAGUCAAUAGAUAAUAGCAAGAAAAUAUCUUCUUUAUUAAGAAAAUCAGGAAAGUCAAAUAAUAAAAAUUCUCAAGAUAACAUUGAAGAGUCUGAAAUUGGAAAGAAAUUGACAACCACAUCAGAAGAACCAACUGAAAAGAGUGAUUCUCUUAAGGAAUCUGCUAUAGAAAAAAGUGACGAACGAAUGAAUGAAGAGAAAAAACCAUUAAAUAGAAUUGAAGAAGACAAAAAAGAACUUAUAAAAAGUGAAGUUACUAACGAGUCUACUACAAAUUUAUUAUCUUCUGCAGAAACGAACGAAUCAGUGAAAACGCAAAGUACAACCGUAGAAAUAAACAAUGAAAUGGAUAAGAUAAAUUUACCUCAAGUAGAAAGUUUAAGUAGUACUCAUUGUUCAGAGGAGUCAGAAACUUUAGAAAGUAUUUAUUCUGAUGUUGAAAGAUUAGUAAAAGGGGAUGAACUAUUAAGUUCAACAAAUAUGGCAAAAAAUACAGAAGCAAUAGACGAAGAUAUAAAAUUAAAUGAUACAUAUAAUAAUAUUGCUGAAGAUGAAGAAAGUUCUCUUGUUGGAGCUGAUGAACAUUCUACAUCAAAAUUUACUCCUAAUAAAGUAGCAGAAGCAUUGACUGAUCAAGCUACAGAUCAUUUAUCAAACGAAACCAACAAACAUGACAAAGUUCAUAAUAACAAUGAGAAGAUUGAGGUACCUACUGCUUCCUCUGAAUCAAUGCAAAAUCAGAAACACGACAAAAAUAAUUCUCAUGUAUUGCCAGACUUAAAUUCAAUAUGCACCUCCAACAAAUCUCCAGUAUGUACUUCAAAGAAAGAAAUAAAUGAUACAAAUGAUUCUAUCAAGGAUGUUAAUCACGAUAAAGAAGAUAAUAAACAUCAAAAUAUUGAUACAUUAAUAGCCCCAAACGAAGAUACUGUUGAUAAGAAAGUAGAUAAUACAUUGAAUACAGUUAUUGAAGAAAAAGGUAAUAAAUUAUCGUCCGAAAAGAAUACAGACGAACCCAAAAUUACAAAUGAAGAAAAUAAAAGAGUUUUAAGGGUACGCGAUAAACAAAAGAAAAUAGAGAAAAGACCAACUUCUUGCAACAGAGAACACGAAAAUACAUCAAAAUCUAAUGCAGGAAGUGAUAGCCAAACAAUAGAAGAAUUGAAUGCACAAAAUGAUAAUAAACAAAAUUUUGAACAGAAAGCUAAUACUGAAACUAUCUGUAACACUCCUGAAACAGACAUAUCUCAAAAUAGCACCGUAGAUUCUGAAACUAGUGAUGUUUUGGAGUCUCAUACUCGUACCAGACGUGGUAGGGAAGUAAAAAAACGUAAGGAAGAUCAGCAAUUAAAUAAUACAUUGAAAAAUAAACGAACUAAACGAGAUAUCAGAAAGUCUGACCAACAAAAAGAAGAAACAUUGCUUGACAAUGAAGUUGCCAAGAUAAAUGAAAACAACAGAUCAUUCCUUAAUGAUUAUGACAAUCUUGCUAAAUGUUCUGACAGUUUUAGAGGUUUCUCUGAAGGUGGUCGUGAUAGUUUAGACAAAAUUCAAGACAACAGUGAUAAUUUACGUAGUAAAUCAGAAAAUGAUUUAGUUAUUCCAAAUGAACCAAAUAGAUCAGAAAAAGAAGGACGACUUUCGAGUCAUAUCGCCGAUAACGAGUUAUCAAAAGAAGGAAGUAACAUCAAUUUGUUGGAUGAGUGUAAAUCUAGUAAAAUGGGAGAAACUUCUCAAAAAGAUUUAGAUGAGACAUCAACUUCGGAUGAAUCAUCUAGUAGCGUUAAUAUUACGGCGAAAAUUUUAGAAACACCGGAGGAUAAAGCUAAAAAAGAAUCUAUUUUGAGAUUAUUGGGUUUGGAAUCAUUGGAAAAAGCUGCAGAGAGAUUGAACCAUCAAAAAGCGAGGAAGGAACAAUAUACAGGUACACUGAAAACUGUAAUUCGUGUACAGAAAGAAAAAGAAAAAGAUAAAAAACGAUCGAGAUCUCCUUUGAAAAUGGUUUUGAAGCAAGGACGCACCGACGGAGAAGGAGAUUCGCCUGAAUUUUACACCAUACAAAAGGAGUUUGGAACCAGUGGUUUGGGAGAUAGCAGCUCUGGUGCGAACCGAAAGUUCACUACUAACCACAGACACUCUUGCGAUGAGGAUAACGAGGAAGCUCCGCCGAAGGAUCGUCAGUCCCUUGUCAUUCCUGAGAAAUCAUCUUCAUUUUCUAUUCAUCCAGGACGAUUAUGUGCGGAUGUAUGUUGUUAUUGUUUCGGAAAAUUUGGCUCUUUGGAUACACCCAUGCACUUGGCUCAAAUGAAAUCGGAUGAAAGAAGAAAGAAGAUAUUGAAUAUAGAAAGACACCUUACCAAGGAUUCUUGUCUGUGUGACGCGUGUUAUCGUCAUGUAGAUAGAAAGGCGAACACUAGUCCAACAAACAUGCAAACAAAGCCACAAAAACAACAUCGUCAAUUGAUGGUAUCGAAAUGUUCAGCUCGUGAUUGUAGAAAUCCUGCCCGUCAUCAUGUUAAACGACGUUGGUUACUUAAAAUUAAGUCUGGAUUACAAAAUCAGGUUGAUAUUGAUUGGGAAUCGAGUCAACACACGUCUAUGUCAUUCUGCGUGAUUCAUUACGGUAAAAUCGAAAGGUUUUUGAUCUGUGCACUUUGUAAUCGGAGAUUGGCCAGGAAUCAUACGCAUCAAUUAUCGAACGCAGAAACUAUAGAAUUAAAUCAACGACUCUCACAACAAGCGAUACCAGUUUCGCUCGCUGCGGGCACUUUUGUUUGCAAGUUGUGUCGGUAUUUCACACAGUUGCAAAUUAAAUACAAGGAUCCUGAAAAUAUGAAUAUGAAUCAUAGAUCUUUCUUUAAGAGCUAUCGAAAAAGGAUCUUACAUUAUCACGACAUCGAGGUACUCGAGAAUGAGGACGACGAUUCUAAUAGUCAAUCGAAAGACAAGGACAAACGCAAAAAAGCUAAAUGUACACCGGCUAAAAAUGGCAGUUCGAAAUCGCCAGACGUAAUCGCAAAUUCAGUCUCGGACAAGUCGACGCCCGAGUUAAUCAAAAACGAGGGAACAAAUUCUGAACCGGACAAUGACAAUCGUUCCGUCAAAAUGAAUACGAACGACGUCAUUCCCACGGACGUUCAAUUCCUUGGCGUUGAAGGUACCGUAGAAAAAUUGAAGAAAAGAAAGAUACUCGAAGUGAACAAUUAUACGUCAGAUGGGACAACAACGCCUUGCGACGGUUCGAACGAGGUCGUAGAGAUUCUUGCCAUGGACAAGGAAGUAACUUUGACGAAAUUACCGAAGAGGGCAAGAACGAGCAACGACAUAACUCCUGUCGUACAACGACUCGGAGCUAAUCCAUCCAUUAGCGUGCGUACUCUUUUCCCAGGCGAAGAAGAAAUGAAUCUUCAUGCUAACAUCGAGUUCACCAAUGUUCGAGAGAUAACGCCUCAGGGUUGGGAAAAGUGUGCGACGAUGAUUCAAUACGACAGAGACACGAAACUUUUAUGGCAAGAGUUACAAAGACCUUACGGGAAUCAAAGUUCUUUUCUAAGACAUUUAAUACUUUUGGAGAAGUAUUACAGGGCAGGGGAUUUGAUCUUGGCGCCUAACGCAUCCCGAAAUGCGAUAAAUUAUUCGACGUCGGUUCAAAACAGAUUGAUAUCGUACGAGGGCCCUGAAAAAAUGGACGAACCGAUAAUGGAACCGAUAUCCUCCGAAUUUAAUAAUUCUCGUCGUUUGAGCGGAGGAUACGUACUCGAAAGAGACAGACUCUCGUUACCCACCGGAAGUUGUACCGCGAAGUCACCGGCGAUACAAUUAACGACUAAGGGAAGUCCACCGCGUGUUCUCAAAUUAAAUCCGGGUGUAUCUAUCAUAAAGAAACCGCCUCCUAGUUUGCAACGACUUAAUUUACCGUCUACCAGUUCGGCCAAUGGAAAUAUCAAACGUAAAGAUAACUCGAAAUUGCCGAUGUCCUCGGGCGGUAAAGUGUUCCAGUUGAGCGAACCGGAUUUUAAGCGGCUGCAACAUCUUAAGAAACAGAAACAAAUGCUUAGUGAGAAACAGUGCGUAAGUCCUACGGGUGUAUCGGGUAAUCCAAAUUCACCACCGAAUUUCAAAUCGACGACGCAAUAUCAAAAAGCGCAGCUGGCCGCUCAAACCCAAUUCCAAAAGCACUUGAGAAUGCAACAGGAAAUGUUGAAUCGUCAAAGUAGAGGUGAUUUCGAGCCGCUUAUAUGUGACAUCCGUUUGUCGAACGAGAACAGUCCUACCCAAAACUUAUUACAUAAUCUUAAUCUGCCAAAGUCUAUACAAGUGACUACUAAGCCAUCUAAUCCAAUUCCAAUUUUGCCAAAAAUUCCAAAGUCAUUGACGGUAAUACCACAAACUGUAACGAGACCUACCGAGAAAUGAAAGCCGAGAAAGCGGGGGAAAAGUAAGUAAAUACAAACGCCUUCUUUAAUAGAAAACUUGUCCCCGUGUCGCUGGGCCCGUCCGUACGUACACACACACACUCUCUCCACAUAAAUAGAUUCACUCAAGAGGUUUCUUCGGAUAAACGCGAAUAAGGAUCUUACGAAUGUCCUUGUUUUCCUAAGAUUCCUGCUUGAGGUUACGAAGACAGAGGAGACGGACAAAGUUGUUUGCAAGCGAAUAGCAUGCUUUAAAUAAAUGCGUCGUGAAUGACGUAUUUUUAUCUUCGAGCUACGAUGACUCGAAUAAUAAAUGAGAAUACACGAUUUUACACACUAUAUUACUUAAGAGACGAGAAAGAAACUAUUAAAUUAUAUAGACGUGAUGAUAUACGUCGGCAAUUGUGAAUUACACAGAGACUAUAGAAAUAUACAUAGAGUAUGCAUAUAGUAAUCGUGCGCAAAUCGAAGAAGAAAAAAAAACGAGAGAGAAAGAGAAAGAGAGAGAGAGAGAGAAAAAAUAAGAUAUUUCGAUUCUAAAGAUAUAUCCCAUCAACCAAAGUUUCUCACCUGUAAAGACAAAUUUAGCGGGACAUGCAAAUUUAUUUGAUUUCCCACUAUGAGAAGUGCCUAUAUAUAAAUGACACAGAUGGAGUCGUUAGUUUUUAUCGGUAUACGAUGUGCAUUAAAUAAUAAUGAUCGAUGAACAUUACGAACAAUACGAUGGUACGAAAAGAAUUCCGACGACCUUGUGCUUUUGGGUUAUAAUAACCCUGUUACGCAUCGUUCUUUAUUUCUUUACUUGUGUGCAAAAGUUUAACGAAUAAUAGGUAGCAUACAUUCUAUAUACUUGGUUCAGAACGUAAAGGUCUGCCUCUCGUGUCGUUCAAACAGAUUCGAUUGGAUCGAUGGUAGAUCGUUAUUGAAUAAGUCGAAUAAUCUUAUAGAAUGAGACGACGACCAAUGAUUAUGCUGACCGAUUAUAUUAUAUCUUUCUUUUGAAAGAAUUAUACAUUUUAAAUCGACACGGUAGCAUAUUUUUAUCCUAGACGAAGUGUUCUCGGGGUUGGGGUGGGGAGGGGUGGGAUGAUUGGAAGCCUUUAUCGUUCCGAACCGAAAAAUUGUGUAUUGUAAUGUUGGCCUGUUCGCCCGUGUAGCGAUCACAAUGACGAUGAUAAUGAUAAUGGUGAUGAUGGUGAUGAUGGUGAUUAUGAUGAUGAUGAUGAUGAUGAUGAUGAUGAGAUAAUGAUAAUGAUAAUAAUGAUGAUGAUGAUUUGUAAUUAUUAUAUGGACGAAUGUUAUACGUGUGAAGUAGAAUGUAUACCUUGAGCUUAUUUAUUACGUUACUACAUUAUCGCAUUGUACAUAUAUUGAAUAAUUAUUUUAGUUUUUAACUCAUAUAUUAAGCCGAUAACGAUCACCAUUACGACUUAUAAAAACGCGUUGUGUAUGAUUCCUUAAUGUAGCCUUUUGGGUACGCGCUGUAAUGAACAGGGAAAACGAAACAACAACAACAAAAUAACAAAAUGGGGUCAGAAUUCGUAAGAGAACUUUUUCUUUCUACGUUUUCUUUGUCGCCACGUGAAAUAUUAAUAUUAGUCGACGAGUGUCUCUCCUCCUAAUAACGACUUAUUUGCGUUUUUGCAAAUUCAUGCUGUACGAUGAAGUAUCUCUUCCACGAUUCGAAUUUUGUCGGGGACCGACUUCGUGCAUUAUUACAAUUUUUCUUUUCAUUUUC